Macadamia integrifolia is the source of this 1237-nucleotide messenger RNA. Its product is annotated as RNA-binding protein 42-like. The record is from RefSeq and is a predicted model, not a curated record. Gene Ontology annotation, molecular function: mRNA binding. NCBI's taxonomy places the organism in Eukaryota, Viridiplantae, Streptophyta, Magnoliopsida, Proteales, Proteaceae. The transcript has 6 exons. Bases 153 to 953 code for a protein of 266 amino acids.
UUUCUUGUUCUUUCUUACGCUUCAGUCGCGUCUGCUUCUCAUAGUCUCUCGUUCUUUUCCUUAUUGAAGCAUUCAGGUCAACUCUCUGCAUCAACAGGGAGCUCUGAGUUCGUGUUCUUGAUUUUUGGAGUUCUAAGAAAUUCUUUCUAGUAAUGGCGACUCAAUCUGCUUCGACUUCGACUGCUAUUCCUUUACCUGGUGCGAUUCCUUCUGCUGCGUCUCAAUUCACGUACUCAAACGGUUCUUAUUUCCCUGUACCGUUUCACCUUCAACAAGCAGAUCCCAUUACCGCUCAUCAGUAUCCUAAACCAUACGCUCUUCCACCUCCGACGGUUAAAAUCCCUCCACCGAUCAAUGUCCCCCUUGCUCCUGUUAUCCCUUAUGUGCAUUCAGCUCCUGCUUCAGUCUCCGGUGUGUAUUCGCUCCCACAGUAUCAGCAGGCCCAACAGUUAUUUCAGAGGGAUGCACAUACAAUUACACCAGAAGCUCUUGAGAGCGUGAAAGCUGCACUUGCAAGUAGUGAGAUUGAGCACAAGUCUGAGACCAAGAAGAAAGCGAUACCUCGUAAAGCUGCUGGUCAAAGUUGGGAGGAUCCGACCCUUGCAGAAUGGCCAGAGAAUGAUUUCCGCUUGUUUUGUGGGGAUCUUGGUAAUGAAGUGAAUGAUGACGUUCUUUCAAAAGCAUUUUCAAGAUUUCCUUCCUUUAACAUGGCAAGGGUGGUUAGAGAUAAGAGGACUGGCAAAAGCCGAGGUUACGGAUUUGUUAGCUUUGCCAAUCCUUCAGACCUUGCAGCAGCAUUGAAAGAAAUGAAUGGUAAAUAUGUUGGAAACCGGCCAAUCAAACUUCGUAAGAGCACCUGGAAGGAGAGGACUGAUUAUGAAGCUAUGGAGAAGCAAAAGAACCAGACUCAAAAGAAACCAAAGAUGCCAAAGAAAAGUGUCUUGCACAAGUGAAUCUGAUGAACAUGUGGACCUACUGACUGACCGAUAGAAUGGCUGACGUAAGUUACUGUGCUAAAACCUUGAUGCCCAAGAUUCAUUGGUAUCACUGUGAUUCAUUGAGGUCGUCAUUAUGGUUUGUUGCCCCUGUAAACAUAACAUACGGAGAGGAGUGGGGGGAAGGUUUGUUAGCUACUUUUGGCCAAACCAGUCAAUAUGUAUUCUAUUGUUGGGAUCUUUUCUUUGUUAGUAGUAUCUGACCCAUGAUUAUGUUGUGUGCUUUGUAAUUAGUAUUUUCA